Penicillium arizonense is the source of this 198-nucleotide messenger RNA. RefSeq lists its product as uncharacterized. The record is from RefSeq and is a predicted model, not a curated record. The transcript is spliced from 3 exons. NCBI's taxonomy places the organism in Eukaryota, Fungi, Ascomycota, Eurotiomycetes, Eurotiales, Aspergillaceae. The annotation marks the transcript as partial.
AUGCGAACAUCUGUCCACCAUAGCAGCCGACCACUGUCCGCUCCUGAAUAUAUCGAUGCAGAAGAGCGGUCGAGACGGUCCGAAACAAAGAUCCAUGCAUUCCAUCCAAUAUACACCAGCCACGGUGCCCUUUCCCGUGUCGUCUUUCAGAACAUGAAACCGUUGACAGCGCACCAGACUGAGUCCGAACCAGCUCUC